Messenger RNA from Eucalyptus grandis, 528 nucleotides. Its product is annotated as caffeic acid 3-O-methyltransferase 1-like. The transcript is spliced from 4 exons. Gene Ontology annotation, molecular function: O-methyltransferase activity; S-adenosylmethionine-dependent methyltransferase activity. The record is from RefSeq and is a predicted model, not a curated record. Bases 1 to 528 code for a protein of 175 amino acids. Gene Ontology annotation, biological process: methylation. Lineage: Eukaryota; Viridiplantae; Streptophyta; Magnoliopsida; Myrtales; Myrtaceae.
AUGGUCCUUAAGGCCGCCAUCGAGUUCGACCUCCUCGAAAGAUGUUGGAAUGAUAUCAAUCAUGGCAACUCAGAUCAUCUGUUUUCAGUCAUCCUCAGAGAAAUUGAACUGGCAAUUGUAAUCCAACGUUUGAAUAAUCCGAAAUCUCCUUCGAUGUACUUAACGAAAGAUGCGAUUCUCGAAGGGGCAAUCCCAUUCAAAAAGGAGUAUAGGAUGAGUGCGUUCGAGUAUCACAGCACCCACCCGCGAUUCAACAAGAUCUUCAACUGGACAAUAUCCGAUCACUUCACCAUUACGAUGAAGAAGAUACCGCAAACAUACAAUGGCUUCGAGGGCCUCCAGAUGUUGGUGGAUGUAGGAGGCGGCAUCAGGGCCGCACUCAGCGUGAUCGUUGCCAAAUACCCUUUAAUUAAGGGCAUUAAGUAUGACUUGUCUCACGUGAUUGAAGAUGCUCCAUCUUAUCCUGGUAUCGAGAGCAUUGGAGGUGACAUGUUCGUCAGCGUUCCGUGUUUUAGGUUUUGCUCAUAA